CGGGAGACGAAAAUCCUACCUAAACCUGUAUGACCAACAAGCUUCGAGCAUCAGCGGUACUAGAGCAAUAUCUCUAGCACGCGCCGUAUGCGUAUCGCAUUCUAUCGAAAAACUUAAACUUCCGACUUUGUUCAUCAGUUGCAAUAACAAUAAGCCACAAUCUCCGCCUCCGGGGCGAACAAAUACAAAAUGCCUCCUCCACCCCUACCUGCACGGGAACACCAGCAGUUUCAACUGUUGAGCCAUGUCUCUCCGUCUGUCGUGGCGGACGCCAGUGGGGUCCCCGUCCGCGUGCAACAGCUUUCCACCAUUCUGGAGGACGAAGAAGCUACAACCUGCUCGAACACGGCAAAUAACUCAUCUUCCAGCAGUACACUCACAGCGAACGCGAACAAAAGCCCACCGCUGGACAAGUUCCAGGCAGCGGUGAAGGCGGGCACGGUGGAUCAGUUAUUAGAACACACCGACGCUGCCGGGCUGGAGCGACUGGUGGAGGAGGUCGUGGCGGAAAGGAGAGCCAAAAGCUCGGUAACGGACUUUCUGAACUCGAUUCUCCGUGAAGUGACAAGGAGGAGCUCGUCGUCACCUCCGUUGGGGGAGCAGGAGGACGAAGCUGAGUGUUUUUUACCUGGCAACUAUCUAGUACAACACCAAGAUCCGUGGCCCACACCGCAUGUUGAAAGCCACCACACUGAUCAACAUGCGUCUAACAACUAUCAAUAUCAUCUGCAACUCUCCCCGGAUAUUGUCGACCCGUCAUUGCUGAUUCACGAUUCGCUCCAGCUCUCGGCCAGUUUUCGGGGAGACGAAGCUUUUGGUUCUUGGGCGGAACAACAGCAGUCAGAGGGGGAACUUGUUGGUACACGUACAUCAUCGACGACAGACGCGAAAAAGAAUCAACAUCGUGCGCCGACGGAUGAUAGCGAUUUCUACGCGCCAUCAAGCACGAGAGCAGUAGAUGUAAACCAACUCGCUGUCGAAGCGACCGUCUCCUCUGUCCUUGAAACCGCGGCGCAGCAGGCUCUGAUGCAGCUUGGCGAGGACCACAGUUUGCCCGUCAUGCUUCCACGAAGUACCCCGGGGUCCUCCCCUGAUGAUGAUGAUCGACUACAGGUAGCAGGAGCACUUCGCCUUGGACAAAAUUUUCAUACCAAAACGAACUCGUCGGCGUCGAACAGCGCUUCCCUCGACGACGAUAUCAGUGCUGCUGAGGAGCUAGUAAACCAGCAGGACCACGACGACGACACUAUUGCUACGCCGAAGCAAUUGAUCGAGAAGAACCCCCGGCGGAGGUCGCUGCAUAUUGACGAAGUGGAGGAGCAGAUCCGCAGGAGCUCGGGACGGGAGUUGACGCCGGGUGUUGCGGAUGCCGAGGAUGCGCAGACCGACCAGCAGAAUUUUCAGAUUUCUCCUAACUUGAAUGACGCACACCAACACGAUUUUCUUGUCAACGAUGAAGAAGACGAUGAUGAUUUGUCCACGUCGCUACCCGAAGCGGUCAUCUUUGCGCCGCCAAGCAGGAGCUGUGUUGUACCACCGCCGCCAUUGCCACCGGUUCUUGCAACGAGUGCUCCACAACAUGUGACGAGUUACGAGUUAGAUCAAACCUGCUCUCAAGAAAGAACAGCUUGUGGGCCCACCAGUAGUGCGUCUGCAGCUCAGCCGGCGUGUAAUGUUGCCGUUGUUCUUUCACAACCUAAUUCGGCGUCUAGUGCAGCAGGAGGGAGUCGGUCCCGGGGGGACUCGCGGGUAGAGAUUGUGGUCAUGGGCGAGCCGCCGUCCAUGCCGGUGACGCAAACGAGCUCGCCGGAACUGAAUAACGAGGUAGAGGAUGUUGAAAGUACCUUUCAUUCCGCCCUUGCUCCUGUUUCUGCACCGGGUGCGCCGGCAACAGCAAUUUUAUCGGAUAGGCCGCCUCAUCAUCAAGGAGCCCUGUCUCCAUCUCGAGACCACCACGGGGAAUAUGUUGGUUCUACACAGCUCCUGCAACGUGGUCACGUUCACGACAAAGCCAAUGGAGGAUCUCCUGCUCCUCUAAAUGAUCACGACUUCGUCGAGGUCCUCGACGUGGUCCCACCAUCUUCUACACCCUCUCUCGCUGAGAAGGCGGGCGCUCGGUUGCAGCAGGAGGGUGGACGAGGUCUAUCGACGGGUAGUACAGUGUCCUCCCGCUUCGAGCGGGUUCUCGCCGAGCAGGAACAGAUCGAACUCCGGCGCAGAUUAUCAAAUGUAAAAGUGUCUGGGUCUGGAAGAUUGCAACUUGUCAUGCAAAAUCUGAAGCAUGCAAAAAUCUGUGUUGCAUGAUUACCAAAAGUCGUCCACUUUUCACCAAGUCGGGAGGGAGUUUCUCAUGCAGGAUAGGCAUGAGAGAGAUCGCACAGAAUCUGUCAUGCUAGGUCCUGCAUUCCAGACCUCGUGGGUCAUGGACAAGCAGCAUGACAAGUCGCGCAUUCUUCCAGACCCAGACAUCACUUUUGCACUUGAUACAGAUUUCACACACGAGCGAGGACCAGGGGCACCAUCACAGGCGCGACAGCGUCCGUCUUGAUGCAGCAACAGCAGCAGCAGCCGUCGGUUGGCAGUGCUGGCGCAGCGGCUCCACGCCCGUCUAGUGGCACUCUUCUAAAUGGCGGAACCGCCCCCGCUCGUACUAAAACAUCGUCGCCGGGAACUACCUUUGCAGGUAUACUAGCCGCGAAUGGAACGCAGCUUUCUUUACAACAAGACUUCAAAGCCGAAAACUACACUUCCCAUCUUCAGCACGAACAAGUAGAAGUCGCUGAUCUGACGUGGUCCAAGAAGCAUUUUUCAAAUCUGUACCGCACGCGGGUGUUGAAGAAGGAAGGAGUGAAAGGAGCUAGUACAGCAGCAGCUGCCAGUGAAGAUGGGGCGGGUCGUGCUGGUGUGGAAGCUGGUGCAACAGCAGGCUUGAAAAGAUCUUCGUCCAGCAGCAGCAAGACGUCGGCGUCGAAGAGCUGCCCCUCGGUCAAGCACUUCUUCAAAAAAGAAAAAGAUCAUCAGCGUGGACCAGCAACAACUCCUGCGUCCACGUCAUCACCAGGAGGGAAUUUUACUGUCGGUGUGCCUGCAGGAGGAAAACGAAAAGAGCAUUUGACAACAUCAGCAUCACAUCAACCCGGAGUUCAUCCUCCGUCCCGAAAAAAUUCCAACCCGUACUUGCUCCGAAAAGACAGCAGUAUAGUGGAAGAGUACACCUCGCUUAUUGGGAAGAAAGCAGAGGCCGAAAGCAUCAAGAAACUUGGAAGUCGAAUGGGCAGAAAAACAUCAAAUCCAAAAGUAAAAGAGUCGAGUUUGAGUUGUACUACACCGGCGGGAGAAAGUCACAACAAGAAUUUCGCUGCUGCUGAUGACGGUGUCGGCGGAGCAGUGAACGUCAAGAAAAACGACCUGCAAUCUUCCGCAGCGACCACAUACACGAGCACCGCAACUUCGCCUCAUGCUGUUGACCCCGGUACGACGGAGCAGUUUGAACUACAACUACCGAAGAAAUUCCGCGACGUCAUCCAAAAUCUGCAGGAAGAGCUUAAACUCCGCGACACGCGGAUCGCGGACCAAGACGCCGUGAUCUCUGCGCUGCAGGAAGAAGUAGGGUUUCUGCGGAGCAGUAGACAAAUCUUUGUUAGUAACGCCACAGCAGAACGGGAAAUCAGAAUGGGGGCUGAUCAUCAACUACAUGCUGAGCAGGAGGUGGAAGCUACAAAUUCUGGCGUCAGUAAACACGUCUUGCCGCCCGAGAACAUCUCUCGAGAAAGCCCACCAGCUACAGAAGCACAGCAGCAAGGAAAGGAUAGGGAGGCAGCGAUUGCCAGUUCUCCGCCACCGUCCCAGCACCAGCAGUCGCCGGAAGGAGCGAUAGAUGCUUCUACGACCUCACGCGCUCUGUCACGACAAAGUAGCGGCAAGCGACUGGUCUCUUCCCCCUACAGCGGUCGGGAUUUACUGUCCGAGGCGAAAUUGGUAUUGCAGCCGGGCGGGCAGCACAACAGGAACAGUGAUCAUGCGACGUUGUCCGAUGAUGCAGGUAUUUCCUCUGCAGCUGGAGUGGCCGAGGAUCUGGAUGUUUCCGGAGUCAGGAAAGAUGAACGUACUGCGGGAACAGCUGGUACGCCGCAGGAAGAGUGUGCAGAAGUAGCAGCAGAAGGAGUUGUUGUAGAGAAAAAUAACUACGACGAGCAGGCAAUCGCCCGCCUUGCCCACGAACGCGUCCAGAAAGUGAUCGAACGCGCGGACUGGCACACGCGGCAGCAGCGGCAGAUCGAAAUGCGAUCGCCGAAAAACCUGCAGCUGCACAAAAAAGACAAAAACAAAAUAUCGUUUCCAACUGCUGGAGAAAAGUCGCAGUCCGCAGCAGAUACUGCAGCUCGACUCGAUAUUACCCAGGGCGGGGCUACUUGUAGCACUACUUCUUGUGCAAAACUUCGCGUGAUAAGCCUGAUGAGUCCCCCGACGCCGAACUCUAUUUUUGGUGCGGCUGCAGCCCCGCCAGGAGACCGAUUGCUCGCGAAAGCCGCGGUUGGAACGCCCGCAGUUGAUGUUGUCGGGGCUGAAUCUUCAGUGUCGUUUCUGACGAAAAGUAGAGCUGACCAUGCUGCUAUUGGCGCGCCAGAGCCAAACCCAAAAAAGACGAAGAACGCCUGCAGCGUCGAUAAAAGUACUGCUGUAGCGAACAUGAACUGCAAUCCCGCAGCUACUGGUAAAGGCUCUAAUGGUAAUGGUACGGGACCACGACCAGCAGGUACGCGACCUGCGGCUGUAACGUCUUCAAUAACGUCAGCCAAGUCCGGUACUGCAGCAGCUGCUUUCAGCGAUCCAAGGAGCGUCAUGAGGGACUUCCACCAGAAAAAAGCGAAGUCCUCAACCGCAGCACCAACUACCGCGGGAAUGGAAAGUGGAGGGAGAAAAACAGGCAAGAAGCGGGAGCCACCCGCGGGCUACGCUGCUUACUUGCGCAAUUUCGCAAAAAAACUUGCCAAGGAGGGGCAUAGUGUUUUCUAGUCUUGUGCGGAGCGCCGGCUGUUUUUG
Messenger RNA from Amoebophrya sp. A120, 5043 nucleotides. NCBI's taxonomy places the organism in Eukaryota, Dinophyceae, Syndiniales, Amoebophryaceae. The record is from the annotation of a GenBank genome assembly.